GUGAUCGAAGCUGUAACAGACCUCCACCGGCCUCGGUGGUGUCGUGGCUAACCUAUCGGACAUAACGCUGGUAUGUACAGGGUUCGCAGCCCGGUACCGACUGCCACCUAGAGCGAGUUUUAACGACUCAGUGGUAUUUCAGGAUAUUCCUAAAGAUCAUAUUUGAGAAAGAUGGCAACCGGUCCACCAGAAUACACCCCAACGGUCCAACAGCCUGUUCCCUAUCCUGAUGCUGCAAGCCUACCACCGCCCCAACCUGCACAACACUUCGGUGUGACCCAGACACAGCAGAGAGUGGUCAUUGGUGUUGGGGACUGCCCAGUAUGCAGGGUUGGACACAUGCAAGAUGAGUUCUCAAUUGGUGGUAUCUGCUUAGCUAUCGUCUUCUUCCCCAUCGGCGUCCUCUGCUGUUUGGCCAUGACGGAGCGAAGAUGUACUCACUGUGGAGCAAUUUAUCGUUGAUUUUAUUCUUAAACUGUAAACUGUAAGAAAUAAAAUAAAAGAUUAAAAUUGAGUUUAGAAAACAACAACAACAACAACAAAAACUCGUACAGUUUCAACAUGAAGAAAUCCUGUUUUCAUUAACUGAUUUUAUUAGUAAUUAUUUGAUGAAUUUGGGUAUUAAGAUGGACUUUUAUAACCGGUGAUUAUGUUAUUUUAUUUGACGUAGCUAUACUUAAUUUAAAUAUUUUAUUUUAUUUUUAUUUUUAAUGCUUCUCCGUAACGGGAGUCACCCAAUUAAUACCAUCACUUCAAGUUAGAUAAAUUGUUUGUUUUGGUAUGAUCGUAAAAACUAAUAUUUGUAAUAUUCUGUAAGAAAAUAUCAAAUGCUGCUGGUGGUUUUUUUAAAUGUAAUAUACGAAGUGACAGUGACAAAAUUAUAAAUGGAAAUUUGAUAAUGUGUAAAUGAUAAUGAUUCAGAUAGAAAAAAAUCCAGUUGUAUAUAUUAUAUAACCUAUGUUCUCAUAUACAUGUAUGUUAACCUGGGAACAGACAAGUAACUUAACUAAACACAAAAAUUAACUAUACCAAAUCUGUGGGAUGGUGCAUAUAAAAGAUCCCUUGCUACUAAUGGAAAGAUGUAGCGGGUUUCCUCUCUAAGACUAUAUGUCAGAAAACCCAAAAUGUGUGACAUCUAAUAGCCAAUGAUUAAUAAUCAGUGUGCUCUAGUGGUGUCAUUAAACAAAACAAACUUUAAACUUUGGUUCUGGGAAAUGUUCUAUUAUAUCGCAGCUACUCAUACACUCGUACACUGACACAUGAAGAGGAAAAACAAGAAAUAAAUAUCACAAAUACGCAUACACACACACAUACGCGCACAUACAUACACGCACAUACAUACACGCACAUACAUACACACACGCACACGCACACGCACACAAUGCAUAACAAUGCCAGGGUAGUUAUCAUAUACCUUCACAACUGUUACUGAAGUAAUAUUCUCAAAUUAUGGAGCAUAUAUGAAUUAUUUUUCAUUGACUAGGAUGGCUGUUUAUCCCAAAUCAUUACUAUACAUGAUACAAAUAAACAACAGUUAUGAAAUUGCGUAUAACCCCUUCAACUGUUAUGUCUUAAAUAAGCCUAGAUUACGAUAUAGCCCAUUUGGUUUGAAAUUUGAUGUGUAAACGUUUACUAUGAUGGAUAGGACUACUUCUUUCUGUUAGAUAUCUAGAUUUCAGAUUAUCUUUAUAAUAUUUCAUAUUAGCUUAAAUGCCUGUAUUUUAUAUUUUUAUAUAAACAAAUUUACCAAGUAAUAAAUAUAGAUUAAAAAAUCGUCAGUUGUUGUAAUAUUAUUUUGGCAUGGAGAGAUAAAAUGAUGGAGUUGGACAAAAGAAUUCCAAAACCUUUUGACUGGGAUGCAGUCCCAAAAAGGAUGUAAUAUAAUUUUCUGAACUUUUUUUUACAUAAUGUACAAAGAUUGGUUUCAGCUUUGUUAAAAAAAAGUGACAAUAUAUUAGUUGUUACGGUGUACCUGUUAUAACAUACACAAUCUGUGAAAAUAGUGACUAGUUUUUAGGUAAUUACAGUUGGUAGGCGUUUGCAUUCAUAAUCUGGCUUGGUCAUGGGCGUAUGGGGACUCUUUGAUUUAGGGGGGCUGGAGGGGUUGAUUUGCCCGAAAUUUUACCCAGAUAAAAACUGCCCGAAUUUUCCCCACUGUUUUGUCC
This is a messenger RNA of Gigantopelta aegis, 2165 nucleotides long. RefSeq names its product brain protein I3-like. Bases 172 to 462 code for a protein of 96 amino acids. The record is from RefSeq and is a predicted model, not a curated record. The transcript is spliced from 4 exons. NCBI's taxonomy places the organism in Eukaryota, Metazoa, Mollusca, Gastropoda, Neomphalida, Peltospiridae.